Messenger RNA from Talpa occidentalis (Iberian mole), 3977 nucleotides. RefSeq names its product sphingosine-1-phosphate phosphatase 2 (gene SGPP2). NCBI's taxonomy places the organism in Eukaryota, Metazoa, Chordata, Mammalia, Eulipotyphla, Talpidae. Gene Ontology annotation, cellular component: endoplasmic reticulum membrane. Gene Ontology annotation, biological process: sphingosine metabolic process; phospholipid dephosphorylation. The record is from RefSeq and is a predicted model, not a curated record. Bases 196 to 1011 code for a protein of 271 amino acids. The transcript has 5 exons. Gene Ontology annotation, molecular function: sphingosine-1-phosphate phosphatase activity.
CUGGUUUGAUCUUCCCAGUGUCCGCAUGUGGCUUACGUACAGAAGUACAUUGUGAAGAAUUAUUUCUACUAUUACCUGUUCAGAUUUUCAGCCGCUCUGGGUCAAGAAGUGUUCUACAUCACAUUCCUCCCGUUCACUCACUGGAACAUCGAUCCUUUCUUAUCCAGGAGGCUGGUCAUCAUAUGGGUUUUGGUGAUGUAUGUGGGCCAGGUGGCCAAGGAUAUCUUGAAGUGGCCCCGCCCAUUCUCACCUCCUGUGGUAAAGCUGGAAAAGAGGAUCAUGGCUGAGUUCGGGAUGCCGUCUACCCACGCCAUGGCGGCCACUGCUAUUUCCUUCACGCUCCUCAUCUCAACAAUGGACAGGUACCAGUACCCUUUCGCCCUGGGCCUGGUGCUGGCCGUGGUGUUCUCCGCCUUGGUGUGUCUCAGCCGACUCUACACCGGGAUGCACACCGUGCUGGACGUGCUGGGCGGCAUCCUCAUCACCGUGGUCCUCAUCGUCCUCACCUUCCCCGCCUGGACUCUCAUCGACAGCCUGGACUCCGCCAGCCCGCUCUUCCCCGUGUGUGUCAUAGUGGUCCCGUUCUUCCUGUGUUACAACUACCCCGUGUCUGAUUACUACAGCCCCACCAGGGCGGACACCACCACCAUCAUGGCGGCCGGGGCGGGGGUCACCAUCGGAUUCUGGAUCAACCAUUUUUUCCAGCUCGUGUCUGAGCCCACCCAGGCCCUCCCCGUCUUGCAAAACAUCCCCCCGCUCACCACCGACAUGGUCGUUUUGGGCCUGACCAAAUUUGCUGUGGGCAUCGUGCUGAUCCUCUUGGUCCGACAGCUCGUGCAGAAUCUCUCCCUGCAAGUGUUGUAUUCGUGGUUCAGGGUGGUCGCCAGGAACAAGGAGGCCCGGCGGAGGCUGGAGAUCGAAGUGCCUUACAAGUUUGUCACCUACACGUCUGUUGGCAUCUGUGCCACGACCUUCGUGCCAAUGCUGCACAGGUUUUUGGGAUUGCUCUGAGCCUCUGAUGGUUGCAGAUGAGGCCACUGGACAUGAGACAGAUACCGGGAUGUUGGGUGGGUGGGCAAUCCUUGCCAACUCUUUUUUUUUUUUUUAAGUCCUAUGUCACACGUUCGUUUUGCUGACAUCUGAGAAAAAUCCUGCUGCUACACGGAAUGAAAGUUGUCUCGCAGGGUGAGUGGUCAGUGAGGGCCGUGCUGCUCACUGAAGCCACAGUCAAGCUCUCUAAGCAUCCCCCACCCUGUCUGUUACUCCGACUUUGGCCCCAGCCAGGGGCCGGCAGGAAUGUGACUUGGCCUAGGAGCAGCCCCCCAGACCCACUGGGUUCUGGAGAGCCAUGACGAUGGGGGCCAGAGGCCAAGCCUUUCUGUUCAGCUAUCACCUUGCCCAGUCCUGAGUCUCGUUUCCCAAAUGGAGCUCUGGUGCGGGACACGGGACGCACCUGGAAACACAUUCCUUGGACGGGAUGUUUCUUUCACUAUGGUCGAGUGAGACUGUGCUGCUGAGGGCCACAGCAUGAGUCUGAGUCGGAGGAAGACGCCACUCCCUGUGAGCCUGUCCCUGCGGGCACCCUCGUGGGAUCUGGGGUCUCCUCUUCCUUGUUUGUCUGUUUCACAGGAUUCCAGGUACCACGUCUACACUCCUGAGCCGUGAGAUCAAAUGGCUGAUCCCCCCCUCCCCAGUGCUGCAGGGGUCUCCCCUCCUCCACAGCAGGUACCUCUGGGCCUCGGUGUCUGAUUCUCCUGUUCACUGUGACUCGGGACAAGCCCUCUGCCCAUUUUCAGUGUCUCUUCCUCCCGUGCAAACUUGGAGGCGCGUUGCCCGCUCAGCGGAUGGAUCAGAGAGCAGGUGAAAUUCAUCCUCACUGAGGCUUGCCAAAGCGCCGGAAUAAACCCCUCAGAAACAGUCCCAGGAAUUUCCGUUGCUUUCUGUACAUCAGUUUUCUCAUCUACGGAAUAGAUAUCUUUCCACAUCUGAUCCCUUAGCAAUUUUAAGGGUAAUUAACUCAAGACCAACUUCAGGUUCUCUUGGGAAUACAAGCCAAUCGCAUGCAACACGCUCUACACCUUGUGUCCUCAUUGGCCCUGGGAGGGCCAUCAGCAUCAAACAGGAGGCCUCCCUCCAAGGGCGGCUCUUCAGUUCUUAACAAUAAGGAACAGGUAUCAUGAUUUUCCUAAAAGUUAGUGUAAAUACGUAGUUCAGGAUGUAUCUGUUGCAUCCAGUGUCUGAGCCACGGAAACCAAUGAUUAUAACCAUAACACCCCAUCUCCAAGCACACACUUGUGGGGAGAGUAGCCUGCCUUGAAAAUUAGGGCUUUGCUUCUGCCUCCAGAGUGGUUUGUCCGGAUCUUGAAUAUGCACCUGGCCUUUUGUUUGACUUAGUGCCCCAGUUUCUUGAGAAGAAUGAUUUUUAGUAAAACAUCCUGUUUUUCCUUCAAGAUUUCCUCAUGCUUUUCAUACCUAGAAGGCAGGAAUUAAAGCAGCCUGCUCUUUGACUGUCUCCACAUCAAAUUCGGGGUGUGGGAGCAGCGAGGGGGCACAGGGUGCUAAUGAGUAGCCCUACCUUAGGGCCCCACCAACCCCAGGCUGAGGCACUUCCCUGUAACUCCUCCCAGCACCCUGCUAAACCAGAGAUCAGAGACAGGGUCACGUUGACCCAAAAGGAUUUGAUUUGAUUUUUCUGAAACCAACCACCUGGAAUAUUUUGUUUGCUAGUUUUUUGAGCAAGGGGCUUAAAUUAUUGUCACAGCAAUGGCUAUUAGCAGUUCGUGUGUGUGUGUGUGUGUGUGUGUGUGUGUGUGAGAAAUUUUUACUGCUGUCCCUUUUUUAAAUGGCAAAUAUUGGAAGGUCAGUCAGCUGCACUGUUGUAUUUAAAGCCGAAUGUACACAGUAUAGAGGAUGAAUAUAGGAGCCAGGAUACAUUAAAGACUGGCCCAAGGAUUUGCACGAUCUGGUCACUUCUUAAAAGUAUCUUAUUCCAACCAGUGGAAGAAUAAAAGUAAAUAUCAACAAAGCCAAACUCAGCUUUUGAGCCCUCCUGCUGUUUGGCCUGGAACCAGGUGGAAUCUGACAGUAAAGUCAUGAUUCCCAACCAGAUUCCAGCUUCUGUUCUGCCAGCUGCCAGCCUCUCUCCACAGCACUAUGGGACUAAACUCAGGUCCUGCGCCACCCUCCCUCACGCCUCACACCCUUACUUCCAAGCUCACCCUUCCUGCACCUUGGAGAGCUGGAUUUUCUCUCUGGGGAAAGACUGCCCCCUGCUGGUGGAGCCUCGGGCUUGGUCCUGGAGUGUGUGAGAUACAGAAGAACCUGAAAGUCAAGCUCAGCAGCUGGAUCUGGUAUAAAAGCUCAGCACCUAAGGUCUAGCAAACCCGGCAUUUGGGAACUAACAAGCUCUGAGGAUUUUCGGGUCUCCAGGAACUGGGCAGGCAGACGUGCCCUCUUCCUAGCAGUGUUCAUCCUGCCCCGACCCACCUGCCAUCAAGGCCAGGUCGUCCAUCCUACAGCCUUCAUUUGAAACCGCUCUCACUGCGUGACAAUUUUGCCCAAACCUGUAUCGCAUCGGAAAACGCUGACAAAGGGAACGCAGACGGGAUCCCUGAACAAACGCCCCUAAAGGACAGUGGCUAAGCUGCCUGGUGGCCGCCCUGCCACUUCAGAGGGUCUCGGGGCAGCUUGUGCUUCCCAAGUGUAAUCAAACCACGUGGUGGUUCGGGCCCUGUGCCCUGGGUUUCUCUUUUGGAAGCUUUCAGCUGUCUUAUGUACCAUAUGUAAAUGCAUUCAUUUUAAAAUGAAACCACUUUUUUGUUUGAUUAGGACAUCUCAUUAAGUGCUUGAAAAGCUAAAGUUCUGCUUCAUUUGAUUUUUUUUUCACCCUCGUCCUUUUUUGGGGAUCCCCCUUGGACUUGAACUGAAGAGAAGGGACAAAAAUAAACAGCUUAUCUAACCCUGCCGUUGUCAUCAUU